Salvelinus sp. IW2-2015 is the source of this 3832-nucleotide messenger RNA. Its product is annotated as COP1 E3 ubiquitin ligase. Gene Ontology annotation, molecular function: protein binding; ubiquitin protein ligase activity. The record is from RefSeq and is a predicted model, not a curated record. NCBI's taxonomy places the organism in Eukaryota, Metazoa, Chordata, Actinopteri, Salmoniformes, Salmonidae. Gene Ontology annotation, biological process: proteasome-mediated ubiquitin-dependent protein catabolic process.
UUUUUGCUAGUAAUUUCGUUUGUGUAGGCGAGGAUAGAUUCGAGAGAUUGGUUUCUAAAUCCCUAAACGUAGACAGACUUURCGCUGAAUAUUUUAUAAUUCUUGCAACUUUGUUAUGAUCGACUUGUUGACAAAAGCCUACAAUUUCACCUAAAGAAGCAAUCUAGCUAAAAGCAAGCUUUUAUGAAUUCGUACAUUGUUGUUUUAUCUUAGCUAGCGCAUUGCCAUUAGUUGGUAAGCUAACAUUAGCUCAGCCCGGAUGCGGUGAACUACAACAAGCUUUGGCCUUGGAAGAGUUGAGCAUCGGGCUUGAUUAUGUCAAGCAACCGUCAACAGCAAACUGGCGGUGGAGCAGGUCCUGGGCCUGGAAGUAGCAGCAGUACCGGUGGCACUACCAAUGCUAACGGUGCUACCAGCGUAACGUUAGGCGGCAACGAUAGUGCGAAUGUGAACAAUUCUCCAAAUGUUGUGCCCUCGCGGACUCUGGCAACAGCUGGCGAGGGGUUGCUUGUACCUGGAGUGGCUGUACAGUCUCCAAGAAGCUUAGCCCCACUAAGCAGAUCCAGUUCAUCCUCCUCUGGCACCAGCAGAAAACGUCCUCUCCACCAAGCACCUCUCUACAAUGGUCUCUUGAAUUCCUACGAAGAUAAMAGCAACGAUUUUGUGUGCCCAAUCUGUUUUGAAAUGAUUGAGGAGGCACAUAUGACAAAAUGUGGACACAGUUUCUGCUACAAGUGCAUUCGCCAGAGUUUGGAGGACAGCAAUAGGUGCCCAAAAUGUAACUACAUCAUUGACAAUGUGGAUCAGCUCUAUCCAAACUUUCUUGUGAAUGAACUUAUUCUCAAACAAAAACAGAGAUCAGAUGAAAAACGCCUGAAGAUGGACCAUCCGAAUGGGUCAAGAUGGCARGUGUUCCAAGAUGUCCUGGGCACAGACCAAGAGAACCUAGAUCUUGCUAAUGUCAACUUGAUGCUGGGACUCCUUGUACAGAAAAAGAAACAGCUGGAAGCGGAAUCACAAGCUGCUCAACGUCAGAUCCUAAUGGAAUUCCUCAAAGAAGCAAGAAGAAAUAAAAGAGAGCAACUGGAACAGUUGCAGAAGGAGCUAAACUUUUUGGAGGAGGAUAUCAAGCGUGUUGAGGAAAUGAGUGGACUGUACUCGCCAGUGAGUGACAUGGAUCGUAACUUGGACAGCACUGUACCUAAUUUCGAGGCUCCCUCACCUGCACCCAGUAGUCUUAUAGAUUCUACAGAGUAUGUCAGUCAACCUCCAGGUUUUGGUGGAACUUCACAGGGAAAGAGACAAACAUGGUACAACAGCACUCUGGCUUCUCGGAGAAAGAGGCUCACAGCACACUUUGAAGAUCUGGAGCAAUGCUACUUCUCUGACCGGAUGACGCGGAUAACAGAUGACACCAGGAACUUAAAUCAACUGGAUGAUUUCAUGGAGUGUCUCUCAAAGUUCACACGCUUCAACUCUGUGCGGCCGUUGGCGACCCUGUCUUAUGCUAGUGAUCUCUACAAUGGCUCCAGUAUUGUCUCUAGUAUUGAAUUUGACCGUGACGGCGAUUACUUUGCCAUCGCCGGCGUCACCAAGAAAAUCAAGGUGUUUGAAUAUGGUACUGUGAUCCAGGAUGCUGUGGACAUUCAUUACCCUGUCAAUGAAAUGACGUGCAACUCCAAAAUCAGCUGUAUCAGCUGGAGCAGCUACCACAAGAAUCUGUUGGCUAGCAGUGACUACGAGGGAACAGUCAUCCUGUGGGAUGGUUUCACUGGMCAAAGGUCAAAGGUCUAUCAGGAGCAUGAGAAAAGGUGUUGGAGUGUCGAUUUCAACCUCAUGGAUCCCAAGCUUCUAGCCUCUGGUUCUGAUGAUGCAAAAGUGAAGUUAUGGUCUACCAACCUUGACAAUUCAGUCGCCAGCAUCGAGGCCAAAGCAAAUGUGUGCUGUGUAAAGUUCAGUCCAACGUCGAGGUAUCAUCUUGCUUUUGGUUGUGCAGACCACUGUGUCCACUACUACGACCUCCGCAACACUAAACAGCCCAUCAUGGUGUUCAAAGGCCACAGGAAAGCUGUGUCCUACGCUAAGUUUGUCAACGGAGAGGAAAUUGUAUCUGCCUCAACAGACAGCCAGCUAAAGCUGUGGAAUGUAAACAAGCCCCACUGCUUGCGCUCAUUCAAGGGCCACAUCAAUGAGAAGAACUUUGUUGGCCUUGCCUCCAAUGGAGACUAUGUUGCGUGUGGAAGUGAGAACAACUCUCUGUAUCUAUACUACAAAGGCCUGUCCAAGACACUGCUGACAUUUAAGUUUGACACCGUGAAGAGUGUGCUGGAUAAAGACAAGAAGGAAGAUGACACCAAUGAGUUUGUCAGCGCUGUAUGCUGGAGAGCUAUGCCUGACGGGGACUCAAAUGUGUUGAUUGCUGCAAACAGUCAAGGAACAAUCAAGGUACUUGAACUUGUUUGAAGGUCCAUCAGAUCUUCUCAUCAAAGCCUCUGGAAACUACUGCUCCAUUUCAUGGCCAGUCUGAGUCCGGGGAUUGGAGCAUAGUGGCUUGGUUGAAUGGAAAUUUCGUCAUUCAGGAUCUGAGGAACUGACCAGGUUGGAAAAAUGAACUAAACCGAAGUCCUUUGAUUUUAAUGAGCAAGAAUACUUUGGAAAAGACUUUGAGCGGAUCGUACACUAGUAUUGUGGAUGUAUAUAAUUCAGUGACAUUGAGGAGGGCCUUUCUGCACAAAAGUGGAAGAUGACUCUUUUGAAAUCCUCUUUUUGAAUAAAGUUAUUGACCAAUAGAACAUUUUAACAUGAUUUGAGGUUGAAUUGAAAUGUGUUAUUUUUAAUAAGAACUUGUACAAAUGUAUUUCAGUAGAGGUACAUCCAGCAAGAAGCUACAUUUUAAAGGCCAAAGCACAAGUCAAAACAAAAAUAAAAUGCAAAAUGACUCAUCUUUGUAUGAAUGCUAUUUGAGCCCAUUGUGUCAUCUUCAAUAGUCUUUGUUUUACCCCUAUGUUUGGCCUAUGUGUUUGAUGAUUCAAGGAAUGGCAACACCUUUAAACUGGACUUGUUUUUGUUCUGCAAUKAAGUUUUCAAUGGUGUGGCUUUGCAUCAAGAAUGUUGUUAGGUGUUGACAAUGUUUGAAAACUCAACAGAAGAAUCACUGACUUCGAGACAUUUCACUCAUGCUACAGUAUAUUUCUCUUAUGUCAAAUUAAACUAAACACCUAUUCGAUAAUACAAAUCCUGUCUCAAAUACUUUCAUUUUGUAUUAAGUCAUGAUGCAUGUUGCAACCAAUACACAUCAACACAUGAAAUCAAUUGGAUUUGCUAGACAGCCAAGACUUGCAGUACUUACCUAUUUUCUGAUAAACAACCAAGAUAUGGUAUGAUUUUUUAUUUGUAUAUAUUAAUAAAUUAUUUGCAGAGAAUUUUGUCUUUGCAUUGAGUUAUUCUUGGUUUAAAAAAAGAGCAAAGUAACACUGAAAUUGAGUAGUGUAAUGCCAAAUUAUAGAAAGGUUCUGACUUCGAAGUAACAUCUGUGAUCUUGAUUACUUUGAUACUGUAUCUUCCCAAUUUGUACAGGACAGCUUCCUUGAACAAUCAAUUUACCAUUAAUUAUUUACAGGACUGUUAUCCUUGUCACCCCUUGAGUUCCUAAGUAUUAUUUUCUAUAAUUAGGCAUACCGGUAUCUGAAAUAUAUUCAGAAAAUCCUCUCCUUUUCAGUUUCGGCUUACUUUGACUAUUACACAAUUAUUGUAAUUUGUACGUGUUUAAUUGUACCCCUCAAUUCCCAUAACUUGUAACUGAAAUAAAUAAAUAAACUGAAUGAAAAGCUUC